AAUAAAAUUGGGGUGCAUUUCACUUGCAUGAGAAUUGCAUUUACAACUCAGUACAUACUGAGAUUUACAAUUUGUGUUAAAAAUUACAAGGAAAUAAUGACUGAAAACGUAACAGCCUUGCAAAACUUUAUGUCCUCCACGUUAGCAGCAACGACGAGCGAUCUUCUAGAGCAAAAUACAAAUUCAACUUUACCUACUUUACUGCCUACGACACUUGCAUCAGCUACAACAAGCAAAACAACAGAUGCAGCGGAUACGGAUAUUGAGCCAGACGAUAGUGGGCACUUCAUUUUAAUUCCACUCACUGUUCUUUUGCUUAUUGUGGCUUUAUCAGCGCUAGUAUUCUUGAUAGGGCGGAAUAGACGCCGCCUAGCUCGUAUCUAUUGCCGACGAAGAAGUGAGCGCAAGUAUUCACUUGAAGACGAUUCCGAUACGCCAAUGGAGCAGGGUGACGAUUAUGAUUUCGACGAUCCGAGCGAAUGUCUGCUGAAGGGGAAACUACAAAUCGAUAAUAGUUACGCAAGUACACUUCGCAAGGAACUAUACACUUAAGCAAGCAUACCAAACUUUGACGAAAAUAGCGGUUAUUAGAGCUAUUAAACUAUCAAAUCAUAAAAUUUACCUGCUAUAAUUGUUGCACCUGAUGUUUCGUAAUAGCACAUGAUACUCAAAUACAUAGAUAAUUCUCGCGCUAUGCUCAUAAAUUAAGACAAAGAUCGUUAUGGAAACUAAGCUAGAUUCUAAAUAUAUUUUUGCUUCGAUCCAAAGUCUAUGAAAAUAGAAAAUACAUUAUAAAUAAGCAUUAAAUUGAUUCUUACAACUAAUCAAUUAUUUUUAAUUU
This is a messenger RNA of Rhagoletis zephyria (snowberry fruit fly), 841 nucleotides long. RefSeq lists its product as uncharacterized. The record is from RefSeq and is a predicted model, not a curated record. Lineage: Eukaryota; Metazoa; Arthropoda; Insecta; Diptera; Tephritidae.